UUGUAGACGUUUUCUUAUGAUCUAUCAUGGAAAUAAUAAACAAUAAUACUGGUUGAAAAUGGAAAAAACAUCAACUAUAAAAAUUGAACAUAAAAUUUGUCGAAUUUGCAUUCGAUCAAUCUUUGAUAAUGAUCACUUGUUAGAUGAAAUCGUCGAUGGAGUGAGUUUAGAAUCAAUGCUUCAAGAUAUACUGAUAAAGCUGAAGAUUCCUGUAGAUGAAAGUCUAUUCUCCAGUUGCUGUGGCGCUUGCAAGGAAGAAUUGUUAGUGACUCACCGUUUUGUGAGAAAAAUCUUGGAGGCCCAUCGAAACAUUAUUGACUGUGUGUCAGGAACUGACCAAGACCCCUUGAAUCACAGCCCAAAUGUUACAGACAUUGCAAUUAAAUCGGAAGAUGAAGAAGAAGUUCUUCAUACUUGUUACGAAACCAAAAUUAUAGAGGACAAUAUAACAACACAAGAUAGCGACUCUACAAUUCGACCUAAGCGACAGUUUAAGAAAAUAGAUGACGAUUCUGACGAAAAAUAUUCGCUUCAUGGUGAUCAAGAAUACGAUACUUCCUCAGAAAGUUCCGAAGAGCCGAAAUCAAGGAAAAUCCGUAGUAAACCGGAACCUCCUCCUCAAAGGUGCUGUGGAUGCAAUGAGCCUUUAAGCACCAUGGAACAAGUUCACGAUCAUUCUGGUAAAUUUCACAAACGAAACAAAACUACAAACCAUGACGAAAUUCAAGAGAAGCCGUUUGAAUGCGAUGUGUGUUUUCUACGAUUUGAAACCAAAAAACAUUUUCUUCAGCAUCAAAGAAAAAUGUAUGCUAAAGAAUUACAUUUCUGCAAACGCUGUCCAGAUAGCUUCGCCAAUGCUUUUAAUCUUCGAGAACAUGAGAAAGCAUUCCACAAAAGGGUGAAAAUUAUUCAGCAGAUUGACGAAAUGCGAAAGAAUAUUCACAAAUGUUGUGUUUGUCGUAAGCAAUUCGAUUCUAAGGAUCUCCUUAAAGAGCAUGCAAAAAAAGAACAUAUUCCACAGUUAGAAACGCUUGAUCUGGACAACGAAUUCCAGUGUGAAAUUUGUUCACGCCGAUUCAAAUCCGAAAAAAUACUGAUCGAACACCAGCGCCGGCCGUACCGUAAACAUCGAUUUCAGUGUUCUCAAUGUGGAAAAACAUACAAAGAUAAACGGUCUUUUUCAGAUCACGAACAAAGUCAUGCUAAUAUACGAAAGUAUGAGUGCCCUAUUUGCCAAAUGCGGUUUGCAUUGAAACCAAACUUUUUAACCCACGUACGAUACCAUUCGAUUCCGGAUGAUCAGUAUAAGUGUGAGUUUUGCAGCAGAGGUUUCAAGAAAAAACAUCUACUCCAAGAGCAUCAGGUAAUCCAUAGUGAAAGAGAGGAUCGGCCGUUCAAGUGUCACUUGUGUCCCAAUACUUUCACUCGGAAGGAUCGGCUGGAUUUUCACAUCAAAGCUCAUUUGGGAGAGAAACCGUUCAAGUGUUCCCAAUGUCCUGCAGCAUACAUACAUGAGCGCGAUUUAAGAAGGCACAACCGGACGAAACAUGAAGAGGUCAGGCCAUUCGUUUGCAAUGUAUGUUCAAAGGCAUUUAACAGGAAGGAUGCCUAUGGAAAACAUAUAAAAAUACACAAAACUGAUAAAUAAACGCCAUAAUUAAGUAAAACUUUCAAGAUAACUGCAUAAACCAAGCAAUUAAGGUAUAUGUAAUAAAAUAUGAUUUUAUUUGUUGAG
Messenger RNA from Topomyia yanbarensis, 1735 nucleotides. RefSeq names its product zinc finger protein OZF-like. The record is from RefSeq and is a predicted model, not a curated record. Gene Ontology annotation, biological process: regulation of transcription by RNA polymerase II. The coding region runs from base 59 to 1648 and encodes 529 amino acids. NCBI's taxonomy places the organism in Eukaryota, Metazoa, Arthropoda, Insecta, Diptera, Culicidae. Gene Ontology annotation, molecular function: DNA-binding transcription factor activity, RNA polymerase II-specific; RNA polymerase II transcription regulatory region sequence-specific DNA binding; zinc ion binding. Gene Ontology annotation, cellular component: nucleus. The transcript has 3 exons.